AUGCAGGCCGACAAGAUCCCCGAAUUUCUCGCAGAGCAGCGCGACGAAGCUCUCAGCGAAUCUCAUGGAACAUUUCUAGCCUUCGAAGACUUCUGGGAGCGGAAACUAUGGCAUCAGCUGACGAAUGCGCUGAUAGAAUUUUUCUGUCUCCCCGAGAGCGCUACGCAGAGAUUAGCGAUCUUCAAGAACUUCAUCCUUAGCUUUGCAGACAAGAUCAAUCAGCUGAAGUUUGUAACUCUGGGGUUAAUGGCAUCUACACAAUGUGAUGAUGACCAAGAGCGUCUCACAUUCCUCACAUCGUUGGCGGACAGAGUGAAUAAACCCGGGUCGCAAGAUGCAUAUGUUUAUGCUAUGGCAGAUGUAGCUAGCGUAAAGCUGCGGUUGAAAGAUUUUGAGGGAGCGCGGAAGGAUCUAGACGCCUCAGAAGCAGUGUUGGAUUCCUUUGACUCUGUAGAGACCGUUGUGCAUGCCGCAUUCUACAAAGUUAAUGCGGACUAUUACCACGCCAAGCUCGAAUUUGCUUCCUACUAUAAAAACGCGCUCCUCUACCUUGCCUGCGUGGAUGUCAAAGAUCUGACAGAAGAGGAAUGCACCUCUCGAGCAUACGACCUGAGCAUAGCCGCUCUCGUAUCCGACUCCAUCUACAACUUUGGAGAACUCCUCUUGCACCCCGUCCUCGACUCUCUCAGAAACACACAACAUGCCUGGCUCCGCGACCUACUCUUCGCAUUUAAUCGCGGUGACCUCGCAGCCUACGAUGUCUUAGCGGGGAACACCAGCAAAAACGAACUUUUGGAGCAGCACAAGAUCUUUUUAUACCAGAAGAUCUCUCUGGCCGCGCUGACGGAGAUGGUUUUCCGACGACCCCCGCACGACCGCACAAUGACAUUUACGACCAUAUCCGAAGAAACGAAAGUGCAGCCUAAUGAGAUCGAGCAUUUGAUCAUGAAGGCGCUCAGUUUGGGCCUUCUCAAGGGCACUAUCGAUCAAGUUGCCCAGAUCGCACGGAUCAGCUGGGUGCAACCCAAGGUUCUGGACAUGGGUCAGACCGAAGGAAUGCGGAAUCGGUUGCGUGAGUGGGAUGCUGGAGUUAACCAGCUUGGUCAUUGGAUUGAGGGAGUUGGGAAGGACGUCUGGGCCGCGUAG
Paracoccidioides brasiliensis Pb18 is the source of this 1146-nucleotide messenger RNA. RefSeq names its product proteasome regulatory particle lid subunit RPN9. The transcript is spliced from 3 exons. Gene Ontology annotation, cellular component: proteasome regulatory particle, lid subcomplex; nucleus; cytosol. Gene Ontology annotation, biological process: ubiquitin-dependent protein catabolic process. The record is from RefSeq and is a predicted model, not a curated record. The coding region runs from base 1 to 1146 and encodes 381 amino acids. Gene Ontology annotation, molecular function: structural molecule activity.